Messenger RNA from Aphidius gifuensis, 1479 nucleotides. RefSeq names its product coiled-coil domain-containing protein PF11_0455-like. The transcript is spliced from 4 exons. The record is from RefSeq and is a predicted model, not a curated record. The coding region runs from base 1 to 1479 and encodes 492 amino acids. Lineage: Eukaryota; Metazoa; Arthropoda; Insecta; Hymenoptera; Braconidae.
AUGUCGAGUGAAAAAACGGAAAUAAAUAAACCUGAAAAGAGAUAUAAUUUUAGAAAAAGAGGGGAAUUAUACUACGGUCCAGACAGAAAAAAACUGUCAGGGGUAGAAGCACGAUCAAUUCAAAGUAGAAAUAGUUUGCAAAAUUUGGUAUUACGGAAAAAUCAACAAUUCAAAAACGGGGUAAACGAAAGCUUCAAUUUAAUAAAUUUGAAUACACCAUUAAAUGCAACAAAUCCGAAUUUCGAGACAAGAUUAUUUCAAAAAGAAUCAGAAAAAUUAAGAUUCAAACUUGAAGAAGAAAGGAAAAAUAAAGAAAUUUCCGAAUUUGAACAGAAAAUUGAAAUAGAGCGUCUAGAAUCAGAAAAAUCUGAGUUAGAACGCAAAAACAAAGAUUUAAACGAUUUUUGGAGCCAAAAACUUGAAGUGGACCGUCUCGCAAAAGAAAAAUUCGAAAAAAAACAAGAAGUUAAAGUUUUUGGCGAGAACAUUAAGACCAAUUCAAGUUGGCAAAGUUUUGGUUCAUUAGCUAAAUCGUUUUUCGGUAGUAAACAAAGUCAAGAAAUCAAAAAUCAAAUAGAUAAAGAAAUUCUAGAAAAAAUACCAUCGCCGUUAGAAAACGUAACGGAAACGCACGAACCAGAACCAAACAAAUUUACAUUUAAUACCCCAAUAAAAGUUCAUAUUAAUUCACCCACAAUAAAUAUACAUCAUCAUAACGACUCAAUUAUAACCAACGACGACGAUAAUUAUAACAACAGAUUCAGUAAUUAUAUUGCAAGAAACACCAAGUUGCCAGACAGCAGCAGCAGCGACAGCAAGAGCGACGCAUCAAUUGAACAAGAACAAGAAAUAUCGAUAGAAGAAUUGGAAGAACAAUAUUGGGAAGACGAGGUUGCUCAACAAAUUGUGCAAUUACAAAUACUAAUAGCUGGAAUUGAUCUUGAAAAUACAAAGAAUAAAGAAAAAGAAAAAGAAUUAAAUACAAGCCCAGUUACAGUUAAUAAUUUAAAUAAGGGAAGUAAGAACAACGAUAAUAAAAAUACAGAUAAUCUCAAUAUUGAAUCUGAACAAAAAACUCCAAUAAAUAACGCAAUGGCGGACGCAACAGCAAAAAGAGUAGCAGAGAUCCAAGAAACAACUCAUCUUAUGACUCUUAUGAAUAAAUUAUGUAAAAAUAUUUCCAAUUAUACAGAUGAUUUAUUGUCAGAUUCUGAGAAUGUCGUCAAUUUACCAUUGCCAAAAGAUAAUGAAGGUGUACCAAAUGCUGCAAUUUAUGAUGAUGAUGGUGAUGCUGAAACUCUGAAUGAGACUGAAAGUGAGACAGAGUCGGUAACAAAUGUGAGCUCAAAUGAUUCUGAUAGUGUUUCAUCUGAUGAUACAUUCGAUGAUCCAUCUAAUAUUAAUCUUGACGAGUGUAAUACAAAUGACGAUACUGAUUCUGAAUUACUUUUUCCGGGAGCAAGUAUCUCUAUUAAAUAG